Brassica napus (rape) is the source of this 1938-nucleotide messenger RNA. Its product is annotated as probable pectinesterase/pectinesterase inhibitor 7. The transcript is spliced from 2 exons. Gene Ontology annotation, biological process: cell wall modification. The record is from RefSeq and is a predicted model, not a curated record. Gene Ontology annotation, molecular function: pectinesterase activity; pectinesterase inhibitor activity. The coding region runs from base 33 to 1757 and encodes 574 amino acids. NCBI's taxonomy places the organism in Eukaryota, Viridiplantae, Streptophyta, Magnoliopsida, Brassicales, Brassicaceae.
ACAUAAAAAUAAAACUAAAAAGUCCAGUAACGAUGGAAUCUCCCUUGCUCUUUCUCAUAACACUAUUAUGCUUUCUUCAGUCACUCCUUGUUGCUUCACACAACCUAUCAAAGUCUUCAACCAUCUGCAAAACGACGCCGGAUCCAAAAUACUGCAAAACAGUUUUCCCACACAGCCAAGGCAACGUUCAGCAAUACGGCCGUUUCUCAAUCCGCAAAUCGCUAUCUCAAUCGCGAAAGUUCAUCCGCACGGUCGAUAAAUAUCUAAAACGCAACGCUCAUGCAUCUCCACCCGCCGUUACUAGAGCUCUCCAAGACUGCCGUUUCCUAGCCGGUCUAACCAUGGAUUAUCUCUUAACGUCGUUUGAAACCGUUAACGAAACGUCAACCUUCAAAACGUUAUCGUUUCCAAAGGCGGACGAUGUACAAACGCUUCUCUCCGCGGCGUUAACUAACGAGCAGACGUGUCUGGAGGGACUUACCACCGCCGCUUCGUCCUCAGCCACGUGGACAGUGCGAAACGGCGUCGCUUUGCCUCUCGUCAAUGACACGAAGCUCUUCAGCGUCUCGCUCGCUCUCUUCACCAAAGGAUGGGUCCCAAAAAAGAAGAAACGGGCCGGGUUUCCUUGGGCCCACCCGAGAUCCGGAACAUCCACUCACACCAAACCGUUCCGUCUGUUCCGAAACGGAGCUCUGCCGUUAAAAAUGACAGAACGAACGAAAGCCGUUUACGAAUCUCUCAGCAGGAGAAAACUCGCCGACGGUGCCGGUGACGGAGACGACGGAAGCAUGGUUUUGAUAAGCGACAUCGUCACCGUGAUGCAAGACGGAACCGGGAACUUCACCAAUAUCACGGCGGCCGUCGCGGCUGCUCCGAAUAAUACCGACGGGAGCGGCGGGUUCUUCUUGAUUUACGUGACGGCGGGGAUAUACGAAGAAUACGUUUCGAUCGCGAAGAACAAAAGGUACGUGAUGAUGAUCGGCGACGGGAUAAACCAGACGGUGGUCACGGGGAAUAGAAGCGUCGUCGACGGUUGGACAACUUUUAACUCCGCCACCUUUGCUGUGACAGCACCGAACUUCGUUGCGGUGAACAUAACUUUCCAGAACACAGCCGGACCAGAGAAGCACCAGGCGGUUGCGUUACGGAGCGGUGCAGAUUUCUCAAUCUUCUAUAGCUGUAGUUUCGAGGCCUAUCAAGAUACGCUCUACACGCAUUCUCUAAGACAGUUUUAUAGAGAAUGCGAUGUCUACGGAACGGUCGAUUUUAUAUUUGGAAACGCGGCUGUUGUGUUUCAGAAUUGCAAUCUAUAUCCGAGAAAACCGAUGCCCAACCAGUUCAACGCAAUCACCGCACAAGGCAGGUCUGAUCCGAACCAGAACACGGGUACGUCGAUUCAAAACUGUACUAUUAAACCAGCGGCUGAUCUUGCUUUUAGUAACUAUACGGUCGAGACGUAUUUGGGUCGACCGUGGAAGAAUUAUUCACGGACGGUUAUCAUGGAAUCGUACAUUGAUGGUUUUGUCGAACCGGUUGGUUGGAGAGAAUGGAACGGCGAUUUCGCAUUGAGUACGCUAUACUACGCUGAGUAUAAUAAUACAGGACCUGGUUCAAACACUACAAACCGAGUUACAUGGCCCGGUUACCACGUGAUUAAUUCGACUGAUGCAGCUAAUUUCACAGUCACUGGUUUAUUUCUCGAAGAUGAUUGGAUUUGGAAGACCGGAGUGCCUUAUACCAGCGGUUUGAUUUCAUAAUAUACAUUUUUGUUACUUGCUCUUAGUUAUUUCUUUUUUCAAUUAAUUAAUUUGAAGAAAGAACCUGUAUUCUUUGUGUUGGAACUGUAACAAACCGAAAACCUAGCUCAACGCCAAAGAAAUGUAGGGCCUUAUAAUCUAAGUUUGAUAUUAUAUAUAAACACACAGAGAAAUCCCAAAA